UCAUAUUGCAGUUUUUGAGAUUUCAUUCAUUGUUAUAACUUGUGCAUUCAAAUGGGUGGUGGCAAAGGUGGAAGUGGCGGUGGCAGUAAAGGUGGUGGCGGAGGCAGCGGUGGUGGCUCUGGAAAUGGUGGAGGAGGAAGCACAUCCAAAGGUGGAGGGGGGGCUUCUGGAACGAUGGUAGCUCCGGGGAGUGGAGGUGCGGCCACUAUAUCGAGGGGCGCAUUCGAGAGCAACCCUCAGGGAUACUUUGCUGGUCUGCAUUCAAGUGAAAAGGGCAAUAAAUAAAUAAGGGAUGGUAUUGCUGGAAAAGCCUAAGUUCAUGUAUUAUUUACAGUAAAGUAAUGCAUGACUAAUUAAAUAAAAUUUAUGGCAA
Gossypium arboreum is the source of this 373-nucleotide messenger RNA. Its product is annotated as glycine-rich protein 23-like. The coding region runs from base 52 to 285 and encodes 77 amino acids. The transcript has a single exon. The record is from RefSeq and is a predicted model, not a curated record. Lineage: Eukaryota; Viridiplantae; Streptophyta; Magnoliopsida; Malvales; Malvaceae.